This is a messenger RNA of Fomitiporia mediterranea MF3/22, 1072 nucleotides long. RefSeq names its product arad-like aldolase/epimerase. Gene Ontology annotation, molecular function: actin filament binding. The record is from RefSeq and is a predicted model, not a curated record. The transcript has 4 exons. Lineage: Eukaryota; Fungi; Basidiomycota; Agaricomycetes; Hymenochaetales; Hymenochaetaceae. Bases 89 to 985 code for a protein of 298 amino acids. Gene Ontology annotation, cellular component: cytoskeleton.
AUACCUAGCUCUCGACCUUAUCUCUCAUCUCUGAACGUGUUAUUCCCCCGUCGAACAGUAGGACCCCUAGUAUCACCUGCCAUUCACAAUGGCUCCCGUUGCAACGUCCACCGUCAUAGACCCAACUGCCAACGGCAACAACGUUAGCAGCAAGCCGAAGGCCGUAGACGAUGAGGUACACCAUGAUCACUCGACGAUGAGUCAGCGUUCGCGGACUGCGUUCCCACGUCCGCCUAAGUUCGAGGGUAAACUGGAGGAAAGGGCGUACCUUAAGUUCCGCCUUGCACAGGCAUUUAGAAUCUUUGGAAAGCUGGGGUACGAUGAGGGUGUAGCAGGGCACAUCACUGUUAGAGAUCCGAUCAAGACCGAUUGCUUCUGGGUAAACCCCUUCGGUCUUCACUUCUCACUCAUUCAACCCGAAGACCUACUCCUCGUCGACCAUGCGGGGUCAAUCCUCGACGAAUCCGGGCCGUCGCAGCUCCUCAACACCGCCGCCUUUGCCAUACAUUCCGCAAUUCACACGGCACGCCCAGAUGUGCUAUGUGCAGCGCACUCUCACUCUAUCUAUGGACGUGCAUUCUCGACGCUGGGUAAAGAGCUGGACAUGAUUACUCAGGACUCGUGUGCGUUUUAUAAGGACCAUGCAGUAUAUAAACAGUUUAAUGGUGUUGUGCUUGCGGAGGAAGAGGGGGGGAGGAUUGCUGAAACUCUUCAGAACAAAAAGGCGAUUAUUCUUCAGAACCACGGUCUACUCGUCGCCACCGCCUCCAUCGAAGCAACCGUGCACUACUUCAUCGCACUCGAGAAAUCAUGCCAGGUCCAACUCUUAGCAGACGCUGCAGGCAAGACUGUCAAGAUCGGCGACGAAGAAGCUCUUGAUACCUACAAAACUGUCGGUACGCCAUAUGGUGGCUGGUUCAGUGGUCGACCUGCGUUCCAGAUUCUUGAGGCGAGUGAAGGCAAGCAGUUUGAGUUGAACAAGUAGGAAAAAGAAGCGAGAAAAAUUUAACGCUAAUGAAAAUGAGCUUGUGAUUGGUUAUGUUUUCGUUAUGGUAUUUAACCUUACUUCAAU